ACAAAGGCCCUCUCCACAUAAAAAAUGGAGGCUUGCUCUGGGAAGCCAUGGUGUCCUGCUCCACACACUCCACAGGCUGACAGUUUCCCUCGUGUAACCUUCCACUGCGAGACCUGCCACCAGAUUUUCCUCUUUGAAGCUUCAGCACACUCUUAGAAAGGAGCUGCCCCUGCCAGCACUGAACAAAGAUAAUUACUCAGGAAACAUUUCGGCCAAUCAGACGCGCCCUUGUAUCGAGCCUACGAGGGAGGGGACCAGUCAGGAUCUGGCUAACAUUGCCGGGGCCUGAUCGCCUUGCCUGAAGAGCGGAGCCUUCCCCGGCUGAGGGCUGAGAGUGUCCUCCAUGUUUUAUAAGUGUUGACAUAACAUUGUGUCAGGCAGCCAUGCAUCCAGAGAGCUGAAAUUCUGGAACGUGUUUGAACGUCGGAUUGAAAGUCAAAGACGUGUUCAAGUCAAAUGAGCUUUUAAAAACAGCAAUGGAAACCGGUGGAGUCCCUGUUGACAGGUCCUCAGGGACCCAGUGCCUUAGUCUGGCUGAGGAGGAGAUAAAGAAAGAGCCGGAUGUGGUAGAGGGGAUGGACGCUUCUCUGCGAUCGAAAGCCCCUGAUGCCCCGGGUUCAGCAGAACGAUCCGCAGCACCACAGAAGCGAAAGGUUUCAAGUCCCACCCAUUCUUCUAAUGGACACUCUCCCUCAGACACCUCCCCCAGCCCCCUUAAGAAAAAGAAAAAGCCAGGGGCCGUGAACUGUAACACCAAAGACCAGUCAGAGCUAAGACAUGGUCCCUUUUACUAUAUGAAGCAGCCAGCACUCACCACAGACCCUGUUGAUGUUGUACCGCAGGACGGGAGGAAUGACUUCUACUGCUGGCUGUGCCACCGCGAGGGUCAGGUGCUCUGCUGUGAGCUCUGCCCCAGGGUGUACCACGCCAAGUGCCUCAAACUACCAGCCGAGCCCGAGGGCGACUGGUUCUGUCCAGAGUGUGAGAAAAUAACAGUUGCUGAGUGCAUUGAAACCCAGAGCAAAGCAAUGACAAUGCUAACAAUAGACCAGCUCUCCUACUUGCUGAAAUUUGCACUCCAAAAAAUCAAACAGCCUGGGACGGAGCCUUUUCAGAAGCCCGUUUCCCUGGAACAGCACCCAGAUUAUGCAGAGUACAUCUUCCACCCCAUGGAUCUAAGCACUAUAGAAAAGAAUGUCAAAAAGAAAAUGUAUGGCUGCACUGAGGCUUUUCUUGCUGAUAUGAAGUGGAUCUUACACAACUGCAUCAUCUAUAAUGGAGUUAAUCAUAAACUAACGACGACUGCGAAAGUCAUUGUCAAGAUCUGUGAACAUGAGAUGAAUGAGAUUGAGGUGUGUCCUGAGUGCUACCUGUCUUCAUGCCAAAAAAGGGAUAACUGGUUUUGUGAGCCAUGUAGUCAGCCUCACCCUCUGGUUUGGGCUAAGCUGAAAGGUUUUCCUUUUUGGCCAGCAAAAGCACUUCGGGAAAAGGACGGGCAAGUAGACGCACGGUUCUUUGGGCAACAUGAUCGUGCCUGGGUUCCCAUCAACAACUGCUACUUAAUGUCCAAAGAGAUCCCUUUCUCUGUGAAGAAAACAAAGAGCAUUUUCAACAGUGCCAUGCAAGAGAUGGAGGUCUAUGUGGAAAAUAUCCGCAAGAAAUUUGGCGUCUUUAACUACGCACCCUUCCGCACUCCCUAUGCACCCAACAACCAGCUCCAGAUGCUCGUGGACCCCAAUAACCCAAAUGCUGGGGCGGUGAAAACGGAGAAGCCAGAUAAGCUCCGCUUUAACUUCGAUAUGACUUCUUCUCCCAAGAUGAUCCUCAGCAAGAGUUCCACCCCCAGCGGGAUGAGUCGACGGGCCUCAAUGACAGAAAUGCCUCGGUCUCCGAUGAGCACCAACUCCUCUGUUCACACAGGGUCUGACGGGGAGCAAGAAGCGGAAAAGGCAAGCAGAAACCCUGCCCUACACUACAGCACUGGAGAGGAAUCCAUGGACUGCACCGCUUCUCCUGUGUCGGGGAAGGCUGGUCCAGCUGCCAGUGUAAGCAGCAGUCCAAAACCCAUAAACUCUGCACUGGUUCCCAAGCAGGAGAGAACAGCAGGGACCGGAGGCAUUCUCAACCUCAACCUUGAUCGAGUGAAGGCUGAAAUGGACCUGAAAGAGCUGAGCGAGACGGUGCAGCAACAGCAGCAGCAGCAGCAGCAAGCAGCCCCGGCUACUGUCACCACUCCAAAGAGGCCCCUCAGGAGCCUGGACAAGACCAUUGAAAGCUGCAAGGCACAGCUUGGCAUUAAUGAGAUUUCUGAAGAUGUGUAUAAAGACGUGGACCACAGUGACUCUGAGGACUCUGAGAAAUCCGACUCCAGCGACAGCGAAUACCUCAGCGAUGAAGAGCAUCGGUCAAAGAAUUCUGCUCAGGAUGAAAAGGAUAAGGCAGAAAGAAAAAGGUCAAAGGCGAGCACUGAGGGAGAAGGGAAGGAGGGAGUUACAGUGACGGGGGACAAAGCUGCAGCCGCAGAGGCUUCACUCAAGGAAAAGACUGGCAAUGGCCCAGAAAGGGGCCUACAGGACAAACCCAGGACACCUCAGCCCCAACCAGUCAAUGAGAAGCCUAAAGCGACAGAGGAGGGCAAAACAGCAGCUGCUGCAUCAGCUGAACAGGACUCUGAUUCUGAGAGAGAGCUCGUCAUUGAUCUGGGGGACGAACAUGGAGGACGGGACUCAAAGAGGUCUAGAAGAGACACGAGCUCUUCAGCUGCAAAACCUGUCAAGGAGCCCAAUGCUGCCAAAGUGGAAGGUAAAUCUGCUGCAUCAGGGACACCGACACGAGAAGCUGUCUCCAACCUGAAAGACUCCUUGCAGCCUUCUAUCACUGCAGCACUUAGCCUUGUUUCCAGUGCAGCAGCAGAUCAAACUAGUGUAUCUACAACAACCAGUGCUCCUUCUGGCUCCUCCACAUCCACAGCACCCUCAUCUGUAAAAAAACAGCGGCCGCUACUGCCUAAAGAGACGGCUCAGGCUGUGCAACGGGCAGUUGUUUGGAGUCCCAAUAAGUUUCAGACGUCUUCGCAGAAAUGGCACAUGCAAAAGGUUCAGAGACAGCAGCACGAAGAGCAGUCAGCUGUCCAGACGCAGGGUCAGAGUCAGGGUCAGGGUCAGACUCGCAGCCAGCAGCAGUCACAGCAGAACUCCUCCAGCACUCGUUAUCAGACCAGACAAGCAGCCAAAGAUUCUGCAUCUUUGUCAUCUGCAGUGCAACAAAAAGAACCCGCUCAGAGUGCAUCCUCCUCGACAGCGGGACAGGUCACUUCUGCUGCCUCGUCUUUGGUGUCAGCAGACUUGCCGAUCCCCACAGUCUCCGCAGACGUAGCAGCAGAUAUAGCCAAAUACACAAACAAAAUUAUGGACACAAUAAAGGGGACAAUGACGGAAAUCUACAACGAUCUUUCUAAAAGUACAUCAGGAAACACAAUUGCAGAGAUUCGACGGCUGAGGAUAGAGAUUGAAAAACUCCAGUGGCUUCAUCAGCAGGAGUUAUCAGAGAUGAAGCACAAUCUGGAGCUGACGAUGGCAGAGAUGAGGCAGAGUCUGGAGCAGGAAAGGGAACGUUUUGUGGCUGAGGUGAAAAAGCAGAUGGAGCUGGAAAAGCAGCAGGCAGUGGAUGAGACCAAAAAGAAACAGUGGUGCGCCAACUGCAGGAAGGAGGCCAUCUUCUACUGCUGCUGGAAUACCAGCUACUGUGAUUACCCCUGCCAGCAAGCACACUGGCCUGAGCACAUGAAGUCCUGCACACAGUCGGCCACAGCAUCUCAGCAGGAGCCAGAGGCGGAGCCCAGCUCAGAGGCGACGGUCAAACCAUCAGGCCACUCUCCUGCUGUGCAGUCCGGUCCCCCAGCCACGGCCUCCAUAUCAGACAAAAGCAACUCUCCCACAUAUGCCGACAAAAGCAAGGACAGUUCUGGCGUCACUGUGACCUGAUACACUACAGACACCCGAGUUGAGUGAAUGUGAGGCAGGUGGCCUCAAAGUUGGUGCUUCAUGCCCUGCACCUUUAUGACAAAUCACUUUUUUUUUUUUUUCUUUUUCCAUUCCCAUGUGUAUAUCUGCUCACUGGACUGUUCUUUCUCAGUUUCCACAUCUGUGUUUCAGUCAGUUAAUCAUGUGAAAGUAGUCUGUCUCGAGAUGUAAAAUGUUUUAAUUCGGCAGUUUUGUGUUAUUACUCCAACUGUAUUAUCCCAAAGGAUAGAUCCUACUUUCCUUUUUUUCAAUGCUGCUCUACAGGACUUUGCUGCUGUUCUUUAUUUUUUGUUGAUUGUUCUCCAUAUUGUGAGACAAAACAUUUGAAACAGCCUUCAACACUGAUACACAAAUAUGGUGCCAUCCCAACUAUUUUGACUGAGAGGUUUCUUUCUGCGGUUUCGGACACACUUGCUCCAUGUUGGGUAGUGCAGGUUUCAAUGAUACAUUUCAGUCCAUGUCAGUCGUGGCGUUUUGGUUUCAUACCAGUUUUGUAUUGUAGUUCUGUGAUGUAUAGCUACACAUUUACAAUAAAAAAGAAAAAGAUUUAUUAAAAAGACAAAAUUUAAAGUGUACAGUUUUUGUAUGAAGAUACCUGAACGAUAUUUAUAGUGUUACAUGUUUUUUUUAUAGUAUUGUUUAUUGCAAUCACAUUUCUAUGUGUUUAAGAAGAGUUAUUUGAAAUGAAACUUCUUCACACGAAUGUCAGCUCUUAGUGAAGUCUUUGUGUAGCAAGGUACCCAAAGCAGAUGUAAAUCCCCUCAAAAAAGUGUCCAACUGAGUAGACCUAAAUAUAAAUCUCUUUUUGGCCAUAUAUUUCCUGUGAGCAUGUUUGUGUUGAGCUUUGUCUUGUUACUGUCUACAUAUUGUAAAUAGAAUAAAUGGACUUGUGAAGAAAA
Cyprinodon tularosa is the source of this 4921-nucleotide messenger RNA. RefSeq names its product protein kinase C-binding protein 1-like. NCBI's taxonomy places the organism in Eukaryota, Metazoa, Chordata, Actinopteri, Cyprinodontiformes, Cyprinodontidae. Gene Ontology annotation, molecular function: protein binding. Gene Ontology annotation, biological process: regulation of DNA-templated transcription. The coding region runs from base 477 to 3983 and encodes 1168 amino acids. The record is from RefSeq and is a predicted model, not a curated record. The transcript is spliced from 22 exons.